Mytilus californianus (California mussel) is the source of this 2642-nucleotide messenger RNA. Its product is annotated as U3 small nucleolar RNA-associated protein 14 homolog A-like. The transcript is spliced from 14 exons. Bases 120 to 2558 code for a protein of 812 amino acids. The record is from RefSeq and is a predicted model, not a curated record. Gene Ontology annotation, cellular component: nucleolus; small-subunit processome. Gene Ontology annotation, biological process: rRNA processing. NCBI's taxonomy places the organism in Eukaryota, Metazoa, Mollusca, Bivalvia, Mytilida, Mytilidae.
UUCUAUACUACUUCCGCCACAUGGAAAUUAUUUUUUGGAGCUGAGUCUGAAGUCUCAUAUAUUAUACCUUAUUAAAACCACGAAAAGGGUAUUUUUAAACACAUUUAAUAAUUAAAGAAAUGGAAUUGUUUCAAGAACAAGCUGACAUUAGUGCAAGUGAAGAUGAGGAUGGAGAUGACAGAAAUCACCUGAAGUUAUUGGAUGCCAUUUCAUCUUUGGAUGGGAAGAAAAAGACAAGAUUACAUGAGAGAACUGUUCAUGCUUCACAGAUAUCUGAGUUCAAUUUUACAGCGCAGACUGUGGCUAGUAAAAUUAACAUCUCUGAGUUGAUGGGAACUCUAUCAUCAUCCAAGAUAAAGAGACAGUUAAAGUCUGUAGAGGACAGUAAACAAGUUGUGUCUGUUCCAUUACCUAGACACCAAAAAGAAAAGCUAGAGAGAAGUGUAGCAUAUGGUCAAACAAAAGAAGUUGUAGAUAAAUGGGACUCAAUUGUACAGAAGAAUAGAAAAGCAGAACAAUUAAGAUUUCCAUUAGAAAGACCUGUACUGAAACUUCAUACAGUAGAACAGCAAGCCAAAGUCAUUAAGCCAAGGACUUCAUUAGAGGUAGAAGUAGCAUCAUUACUGAAGGGAAGUGAAAAUGUAGUAUCCAACAAACAGGAGCUAACACCUGCUGAAGAGAAGGCACUGAAAGCUAUGAGUCUUGAGGAGGCAGGAGAAAGACUUGCAGAAUUAAGGAAGCACAGGGCUUUGUUAUCAUAUAAAGAAACAAAAGCAAGAUGGCGAAAUAAAAUUAAAAGUAAAAAAUAUCAUAGAGUAUUAAGGAAAGAAAAAAUGAAAAAUGAGAAGAAAUCUUUGGAUGAAUUAGCAAAAACUGAUCCAGAUGCCUACAUGGAGAAAGUGACAACUGCAGACAAACAAAGGGUAGAGGAGAGAAUGAGUUUAAAACACAGAGGAGGAAGUAAAUAUAUGAAGAAAAAAAUGAUUUAUGGAAAGUAUGAUGAUCAGGCACGCCAAACAGUUCAAGAAAUGAUUCAGAAAAACAAGGAAUUGACACAGAAGGCAGAGGUUGUUAGUGAUAGUGAAUCUGAUGCUGUUAGUAUGAAUUCUGAAGAUGAAAUGAAUAUGUUGGAAAGUGCUGUGUCUGCAUCUGAGAAUCCAUGGAUGAAAGGCUCAAAACUCUCUAAACCAUCUGGGUAUGAAAAGAUUGAAGAAGUGAAAAAUGAGGACAAAAUUUUACUUCCUAUUGGAAGUGAAGAUGAAAGUGAAAAUACGAUAAUGUUAUCAAAUGUUGUUCAGAAGGUCAUUAUUGAAGAUAAAAAUAAUUUGGAUGGCAACAGUGACAAUGUAGAUGUAAACUUCACAGAAAUAAAAGGUGAUAAAAACAAUGACAAUUUAAAAACUGAAAUGGCAGAUGAUGUUAAGCAAGUUGAAAAUGUACAAGUACCUAAGAAAGGAAAGAAAAGAAAGAAAGAGAAAAAUAGUAGUAAAAAUAUUAAUGCAAUUGAUAACAUUGAUGACUUAUUUAAAGAUUUUGAAUCAAGCAAAGAAAGCCAAAAAGGAAAUACAGUUAAAAAAACUAUUCAUGAAAAAAUAAUGAAAAGUAAAAAAGAUUCUUCAGAUUUAAAUUCCACAGAUGGAAAAGAAAGUAAGAAAAUGAAAAGAAAAAGAAGGAGAAUGGAAAAACAAAAGGAGAGAGAGAUAGAAAAGGCGAAGUUAAUAAAAAAAGAUGAAAAGGUUGAAUCUGAGGAAGAAACCUUUAUUUCUGAAAAAUUAGAAAGAAGAACAAAGCUUGAUGACUUUGAAGGUGACUUGUCCGAUGACGAAAUAGGAAAUGAAGUUAGAAAAGGAAGAAAAAAGCAAGACGAAAGUGAGGAUGAAAAUGAUGGAAAGAAGUUUGAGGUUCAUGAAGAUGUUUAUGUCGAUCCAAAGAAAUUAAUGACCUUGGAAUCAAAGAUCGAUAAGUCACAAAUGCCAGAUAUGAUUGUUGACGACAACGACAUUGAUAAUGAGGAACAACAAAAGCUGGCAAUUGCCCAAGCAUUUGCUGAUGAUGAUGUCAUUGAAGAGUUUAGUCAGGAAAAGAAAAAAGUAGAAAACAGAGAUCAGCCGAAAGAUAUUGAUUUGACUCUUCCGGGCUGGGGUGAAUGGGGAGGAGUAGGGGUCAAAGUAUCGAAAAGGAAAAAAAAAAGAUUUGUGAUAAAGGCUCCACCAGCGCUCCCUAGAAAAGACAGAAAUUUGGGAAAUGUUAUCAUUAGUGAACAGAAAGACAAAUCUAUAGCUAAAUACCAGGUCAGUGAUUUGCCAUUUCCAUAUGUAAGUGUGAAGCAGUUUGAACAGAGUAUAAGAGCUCCUAUAGGAAAGACAUGGAAUCCAGAAACAGCCUAUAAACAGUUAGUGAAACCAAAGAUUGUAACUAAACUUGGAACUAUCAUAACACCUAUAGAUAAGGAGGAGACAUUCAAGAAAGAAAAGUUUAAACGGAAAGCUGACCUUGGCUUUACAAAACCUUCAAAUGAAGCUAAAAAUUUUAAAUCCAAGAAAAGGAAGAAACAAUGAAAUGUUUACAAAAAUAAAUAAAAUUAUAUACAUAUUAUUUUUGAGUUCAUGAGACAUAGUAUACAUAAUAUAUACUGUAUAGCA